GUUGCUUAGACCCAGCAUGUUCUCCAUCGUGGUACCUUCUUCUUGUCAUCUGUCUUAGGCACAUUCCCUUUACAAAGUCUAUUCCCGCUGUCUUUAUCAUGGGCCUCUUUCGUCGUUCUAAACAUUCGGGCUCUGAUGAAGUAGACGGAUCUGGUAGAGGACGUUCACCAGCUCCGACGUCCGGUCCUCGAGCUGGGCAUUCGGGCUCAGCUCCAACCCCACCAGCCGGAUCUGGUAUUAGUUAUGCGGGCGUAGCGGCAUUACCCCGACCGGGUGCUGGACAUUCUGGCUCAGCUCCACCGCCCGGUUCGCGUGCCGGGUCUUCAGGCUCAGCUGCACCCCCACCAGCUGGACCUGGUGAUGGGCACUCCGGCUCAGCUCCACCUGGGUACACACCUCCUGACCGGACGCACACAAACUCGUCGCAUUAUAGUUUCGAUGGAAUCCAGUGGAUAAAAAACGACCCCGAUGCUCAAACCUGGAUGUACGCAAGAGAGGCGAGAGCGCAACAAGCUGGUCUGCCUGCAGGUCGGGCGCCUCCGGGCACCAAGUAUCCUUCAGCUACUGGAACACAGAAGAGCUUGAACUCUCGACUCCAGGCACUAGGACCCGUAAUGGGCCUAUGUGGCUUCACCAUCCACUUAUUCCUGGCACCUCAACUCCCUGGACCUCUGGGAGGCCAGGAGGAGUCCGGAGCAUGUACACCGCCGGAGACCCAAGUACAUUCGAUGUUGCGUUCCAUGACCCGAGAAAGCCCCGCACAGGACCGUUUGAAGCAUUUACGCUGGCGGAAUACCGCCCGGCAGUUCCGCCGCCGCCAACCACCUGAUUGCAAGCUUUUGUGGUGGACAAGCUCUGUGUUGUCCUUGUUUUUCUUGAGCCAUUGCACCACUGUCAUUGGGAUUGUUACUGUCGUCGUUGUCCUUAUUGUUCUUAAUUUUGAUUAAUGUCUACCAGGACUUGCGGAUUUCUUGAAGCCGGGAAGGGAGGAUCCGUCCUCAGGGAAGUCGCGGCAAGUGUGCAGACGGCGUUUGUCCAACCAUUGUCAUUCCGGG
Sodiomyces alkalinus F11 is the source of this 1055-nucleotide messenger RNA. RefSeq lists its product as hypothetical. NCBI's taxonomy places the organism in Eukaryota, Fungi, Ascomycota, Sordariomycetes, Glomerellales, Plectosphaerellaceae. Bases 99 to 947 code for a protein of 282 amino acids. The record is from RefSeq and is a predicted model, not a curated record. The transcript has 2 exons.